UGCCAAGGGCCACUCCGUUAGGUUGCGCAUAGGCUGCAGUUUCAGUUUGUUUUAUUCACCAUUUUGAGUAGCUGAAGGUAAAAAAAUAAACUAAAAUCGCGUUUGGAAGACAAAUCGUUGUCUUAGAUUUAGUUUUACGCUGUAGCCGGGGCGUUGGAGUUGGAAGGUCUCGUUGCGCACGUUGGAGUUGCAGAGCGGGACGAUUUUGUUUUUAUUUUUCUAGAUUUCCUUUCCCCUUUCUUACAUUCUUAACCUCUACAGUAUUUCUGCAAAAUGUCAAGACCAGUGAGGAACAAGAAGGUGGUGAAUUACUCCCAAUUCCAAGAGUCUGAUGAUGCAGAUGAGGAGUAUGGGAGGAACUCAGACAAGCCUAAGAAGCCUCGUGCGGCUCCUCGUGAGGUGAAGCGCAAGCGUUCAAAGAACUCUCAGGAGGACAGUGAGGAUUCUGAUGAAAAACUCUCAAAAUCCAAAAAUGAUUCAGCAGAUGACUUUGGUAGUGAUGAAGGCAACGACUUUGGAGAGGAGGAUGAUGAGGAUGGAGGGAGUGACUUUGAAGCUAAACGAGGGAAAAAGGGAAAAACAGCCAAGGUGGCAAAGCCCACUAAGAGGACACCCAAGAGAAAACGACCUGCAGAUGACAGUGAUGAGGAGGUGAGUCGUAAGGUGCGUACGGUGCGCCAGGCUGCCACCAAGGCCGUGUCCAAACAGAGAGAGAUCCUGCUGGGAGACGGGGGCAGCGAGGACGAGGAACGUGAAGACAAAGAGGAGGCCUUCCCAGACCCUGAUGAGUCGGGCAGUGAUGAAGACUUCAUGGUUGAGGAUGAUGAUGAUAGUGACUACGGCCGCUCCAAGAGCAAGAGGAGCAGCAAGAAGGUGAUCAGACGGAGCAGGCCGGAGAGGAAGGAGAAGAAAUCCCCCAAACCAAGACUAAAGGCCACCGUGACCCCCAGCCCAAUGAAAGGAAAGGGUAAAGGUCGCUCAAGCCCCGCCAAGGCCCCGGAGAAGAGCUCGCCCAAAGAGGAAGAAGAGGAGGAGCCAGAGAGCCCUCUGGAAGAGGAAGAAGAAGAAGAGGAGGAGGAGGUGGUGAAGAAAGACUCCUCCCCCGCUCCCAAGAAAACUAAGGAGGUACCUGGGAAGGAGAAGAAGGAAAAGGAAGACGCAGAGGAGGAGGAGGAGGAAGAAGAGGACGGUUCGGAAGAGGACGCACCCUCUGGGGAAGACUAGCCCCACAGAAGUUCCACCUCUCUCCCCUUCCACAUCUUUCUCUCUUAACCUUACGUUUUUUGUUUUGUUUCUCUUGGUUUAGAGGGUUUUAUUUUGGUUUCCGUGGUGGCCUGGCUCAAUGGUUUGAACCUUGUGGUGUUGUUGUUUAGUGUUAGUUUUUAUCUUCCCCUAAUGAAUGAAUGACUGACUGACUGACUGACUGACUGACUGACUGACUGACUGACUGACUGACUGACUGACUGAGGACAGUGUCUGUGCAUGAGAACAUGUAUACCACCAUAUGGCUGUGAGGGAUGGAAGGAAAGAACAUGUGAGAUUUGACUCUCUGUCCCAUCCACCCCAUCACUGUCCGCUCUGCUCAGCUACACCUCCACUGGCUCACCUUUCCUCGCAUUUCUCAUCUCCUUCUCUGCAGUGACUGCAUUAGUCUUUCCUACACAAGUCUGUGUGAAUAUAGUUUGCCUUUCUGAGAGCUCAGUGCUAGUAUGGAUCCGUCCUCGACAGUCGCUUGGUGUGUAGUCGUUAGUUUUCUCUCUGCAGGUGUGUGUGUAAGUGGGCCUUCUAUAAAAAAUACACUUUCUACUGCCAUUUUCUUUCUACUCCUGUCUCCGUCCCCUCUCCUCCUCAAGUAAUCUCUGGUCUGACAUGACUGGAAUAGGUACAAGCAAUGUAGUGUAACCCUUGCUUUUGCCUAUCCAGUAGUGUUAGAUCAGGGAUUACUAAUUGAGCCCUGGGUUUGCUCAGCCAGUCUGGGUUAGGGUCUCCCUCUCCAUCCUGGUUUGUCAGUGGACUGCUGGUGUUCAAUCAAAGCACUUUUUUCACUGUGCAUCACUACCCAUUGGUUCAGUCGGAACCCACCGCUGACGAAUCAGAGAGGGCCACACUGGAGACUCUUGAGGGAGGAUAUGAUGUCUGUGUUUCCUGUCUAUUUCCCUGUAUCUAGAUUGCCCUCACUGAGGUACUCGGCCAACUAACCCCAUAGCACUGUGCAGACAGACACUGUGCUUUUGAAACUCUCUCAAACACAACACGUUUUAGCAGGAAGGUUUUUAUGGUUGUUAUUUUAAUGUUAAUUUAGUUGAAUUAAUGCUCUGUUAUAUUUCCCCCUACUCUGAGGUUAUGCCCUGGUCCUGUGUCAUGUGGUGAUUGAGGGGUCAUGGAAGCAGGUCCUGGAUCAGCCCUCCGAGAACCUCUUCUUCAUGUGUCUUUACCGUGUGCUGGUAUUACUACAGUGCAAGGGUGUGAUAGAGCACACGCUCAAGGGGUUUGGUGUUUCCUCACCCUAUGCCCUCUUCCUUUGGUUUGUGGUUCAGAGAUGUUAGAUGCUUUGAAUGCCUCUGCUGGGCAUGAUACAUACACACAGAACAUCCUCUCUUGUUCAACCCUUUGUGCCAGGCAUCCCCAAGCUUUUUUUUAAAUGAAUUGAGAGUGGGUUUUUUUUUUUUUUGAGUCCCCAAAUUGAUUUUAGUUUUUGUUGGUUUGCGUUACUUCUCUAUUCAGAUUUUUUUUGUAAUGUUUGUUUUUUAAGAAAAGAAAUAAAAUGUAUCUUGAUUUUAAAGAAAAGUUGACCCUAUCCAUCUGUUUUUCUGCUGUGUUAUAACUGUCUGGGAGAGCAGACCCAGCCAUCCCUCCUUUCUGUUCCACUCACUUCCUUUCUCUCAUUCUAUUCUCAUCUCCUGCUCCUUCACUCAGUUCAUACUCACUCCCUCUUUCACAGAAGCUUGAUGCCAGCUAAUGUUUUGCUCCACACCUCUGCUCUCCUCCACAAACAAGAAACACUAGCUGUAUUUCCCCUACUCUGCCCUGCAGAGAUCUGAUAUGACUGGAUAGGUGACAACAAUAUGAAGGAAUAUAGGUCAAACCACUGCUUAUGCCUUCCUGGUUGUUUCUGAUCUGCAAAUGGUGCAGAGGUGAGAGACAGCAUGAUAUGAGUGCUGUUUUUCAACUCCUCCCUGGGUUGAAAAACUUUUGAGCCAAACCUAUGGUAUCAAAAAGUGUUCUUGGUCUAUAUGGAUUCAUUAUUGUUUUAGCUGAGAAUGAACUCUACCAGUUAUUAAAAUGAGUUUGGAUGCUUAAAGAUUGAAUCUGUUUCUUCUUGCCUUAUUUUCCUUUGGUCCUGCUGAACUAGAGGAGGCACUGUGUAUGGUGUGAUACAUGUGGAUUGGAGGGGAUUUUAUUGUGUUUAGGGUGAAUACUAAACCAAUCCCUAGCCCCCUACUCAGACAAUCCUGUAGAUCUUAAAUGAUUCCACCCAGUCUGCAGUACUGCCUAGGGCAUUAGGGGUCACUUUGAACUUCAGCAAAUGACUGCUCUGCCUCUGGUGAUGACCAACCGAAGCCAUAGAUCUGACAUAGAAAAAGAGGAUGAGGAGGGGGGUGUCUGACAUGUAAUCAAAUAAAAGACCUAGCUGACCAAGAUCAAAGCUUUCAUACCAGGGGAGGACUGUAUGUAUAUAUUUUGUUAGCCUAUCCUUCAGGCCCAAUGAUGUGUUCUGACCAAUACCAGAUCACUCAAGACCCCAAGACUGCAAACACAUGCCCUAGAAGCUGUUUGAGCAGACCCAAACUGACCCUGGUUCUGGUGCACUUUCACUGUUACCCUCCUGACUGCAGUGGAUACGUUUAUUUGCCUAAUUCUGAACUGACCCCUAGCCCUUUGACCAUAUUGAGUAUACCUAUUCAAUCCUUUUCUACACAAAGGCCUUGGUGUUAGGAGUUCAUUUAGAUUGGUCAUCUUAGUAUAGGGCUUCUAUCAUAUUCCUGAAUGUCACUGAAUGCUUGUACUGUAUGGGGUUUCUGUGUUCAGGCAGCAGGGGCUCCAACACAGGAAUAUGAGAUCCAUACUGCUGGGCUUUUUUAUGCUCGAUAACCGAAUGACUGUCACUGGUGUCCCAGGUCUGAAUCAGGCCCUUAGUAGAGGGGAAGGAUGAAAACAAGCAGUGCUCUGGACCUCCAGGCCCAGAUUUGAAUCCCCCUGUUUAACAUGAAGACAUAACCAUGAUAUAUUAUGGAUUUGCUCUUACUUUCCUAUGCUUUCUUCAGUAUCCCUGCAUUUCUAUUGCUUCAUUAAUAUUUUCUAUGUAGCUUACAUUUACAUCGCUAGUACAAUUUAAGCAAAAUUGUGAUUCUUACAGGUGAUGGAGCCGAGAAGCUUUUGUCAGUGGUGUGGAAAGGGAACGUUGAACUGUUGAAUCUUUUGCAUGUUGUGGAAAAGUGAGCAGUGAUGAUGAUGAAGAAAACAAUAUUGUGGUCUUAAAGUAUUAACGACAACAAUGAUGUUGACGAUGUUUUGGUUUCCCCGGCUUCUAAUAAAGGCAACCUACUUUUUAUAUGGA
Oncorhynchus gorbuscha (pink salmon) is the source of this 4558-nucleotide messenger RNA. RefSeq names its product nuclear ubiquitous casein and cyclin-dependent kinase substrate 1-like. Gene Ontology annotation, molecular function: single-stranded DNA binding; double-stranded DNA binding. Lineage: Eukaryota; Metazoa; Chordata; Actinopteri; Salmoniformes; Salmonidae. The coding region runs from base 274 to 1224 and encodes 316 amino acids. Gene Ontology annotation, biological process: interstrand cross-link repair; double-strand break repair via homologous recombination. Gene Ontology annotation, cellular component: cytoplasm. The transcript has 8 exons. The record is from RefSeq and is a predicted model, not a curated record.